AUGAGGUGGAGUCGCAAGGACCGUGACGGUCCCCUCCCUCCCCCAUGCCGGCUGCGACUGGCAGAGACUGGAGCCACCGGAAGCCUGCUCAUCCAUGGAGGCAUCCCUAGUAGCUGCGGCGGAGUGGCCGUCGGAGGCACCGGCGUGAGCUCCUUCGCCGCCAAGAGCCUCAACUACAUAUGCCCGAGAAUCACGUCACCUCUCAAGCUCUGCCCACGCCUGGUGAGAAGCAAGCAGUCUGAACUUUCAAGGAAUUUAGUGAUUGGCAAGCUUGUGUCCCACGUCUUGUUUGCAGUACUAAUAAUAUUUGUUCAUUGGUCCAUGGGUGGAGUAGCACCGGUGAAACCCUUGGCUAAGGUGGACAAUCUUACUACUCACAGUCUUUACUCUGAUUUGGCAAAUAGAUGCAUGUCAGUCAGAGCUUUUCCUGGAGCUGCAGCUCUGAAGAUGAUUCAAUUGAGGAGAAGAGAGAGGAUCAAUGAAAGACUAAGCACGCUGCAGCAGCUAAUUCCUAAUGGCACCAAAGUUGACAUGAGCACUAUGCUGGAGGAAGCAGUUCAGUAUGUCAAGUUCCUGCAGCUGCAAAUAAAGUUGCUUCUUGCAAGUAUGAGCAAGAAGUUCUUUUGA
This is a messenger RNA of Miscanthus lutarioriparius, 627 nucleotides long. Lineage: Eukaryota; Viridiplantae; Streptophyta; Magnoliopsida; Poales; Poaceae. The record is from the annotation of a GenBank genome assembly.